AUGUCGUUCUUCACGCUGGACACGUUCCAGCAGUACCACCAAGAAGUUGGAGCAGCGAUGGCGCCCAAGCUCGAUUCGAAACCCGAUCGAGCAGCAAACCUCUCAGCUAAAGCUACCAGCGAACUAGAUCCGUUGUCUGCUCUAAAUCUUGCGCGUGCUGCAGAUCCUUGGCUUGGAAACUUACUAUUGACGUCUGCAGCAUGUAGCUAUCUUGAUAGCUCCGAAGGUUCUUCGGCUUCUGCUGUAGCCGCAACUUCACUGAAAGUGGUCGCUGUUGAUCAUCCUGACGAAGACUGGGGGGAGUUUUGA
Molecule: messenger RNA, 309 nt
Organism: Phytophthora infestans T30-4
Lineage: Eukaryota; Oomycota; Peronosporomycetes; Peronosporales; Peronosporaceae
Product: ATP-binding Cassette (ABC) superfamily
Exons: 3
Coding region: 1-309 (102 amino acids)
Source: RefSeq, a predicted model, not a curated record